AUGAAUGCUGCAAGUUACAUCUUCACUCUCCAGCUCUGCUUCAUGUUGGGUAUUUCUAGCUGUCACUGCCAGACCAACUUCUUUGAAGAAGUAGAAAAUCUAAAGGAGUAUUUUAAUGCAAGCAGCCCAGAUGUCGCAGAUGGAGAGCCCCUCUUCUUAGAUGUUUUGAGAAAAUGGAAUGAGGAGAGUGACAAAAAAAUCAUCCAUAGCCAGAUCGUCUCCUUCUACUUCAAACUCUUAGACACCUUGAAAGACAACAGGAUGAUCCAGACGAGCUUGGCCACUGUCAAGGAAACCCUGUUUAUUAAAUUCUUCAACAGCAGCAUUGACAAACGAAACGACUUCAUAAAGCUGACUCAGAUUCCGGUAAAUAACCUGCAGGUCCAACGCAAAGCUGUCAGUGAACUCAUCAAAGUGAUGAAUGAGCUGUCACCAAGACCUAUCCUAAGGAAGCGGAAAAGGAGUCGAUGCUGUUUUGGGACCGCAAAUCGUCCAAAUAAGAACCAUCCUGCCAGCGCUAUUUGA
Molecule: messenger RNA, 525 nt
Organism: Nannospalax galili (Upper Galilee mountains blind mole rat)
Lineage: Eukaryota; Metazoa; Chordata; Mammalia; Rodentia; Spalacidae
Gene: Ifng
Product: interferon gamma
Exons: 4
Coding region: 1-525 (174 amino acids)
Biological process (GO): immune response
Cellular component (GO): extracellular region
Molecular function (GO): type II interferon receptor binding
Source: RefSeq, a predicted model, not a curated record